Molecule: messenger RNA, 1122 nt
Organism: Acinonyx jubatus (cheetah)
Lineage: Eukaryota; Metazoa; Chordata; Mammalia; Carnivora; Felidae
Product: translation initiation factor IF-2-like
Exons: 5
Coding region: 1-1101 (366 amino acids)
Source: RefSeq, a predicted model, not a curated record
AUGCCUCUAACCCCCACGUUGUUCAAGGGUCGACUGUACAUCUCAGGCUGUGUUGAAGAUGCAUGUGCCCCAAACUACCUCUCCCCAUUUUCACCCCCUCCAUCCCUGCUGCUGUUAAGCAUAUCACCUAAAAUCAUACCUCAUACCACCAGAGGACAAAGACCAUGCUUUAGACUAGGUUUUCCCACAGCACUUGGUAUGCUACCUGGCAAACAGCAGGCAUUCAAUGAAUAUUUGUGGUUUGAUGAUCAGCAAGGAGCAGCUCUGGGUAAAAGUGUGAAGCCAAGUUUGUCUCAGGUUCUUCUACCUUUGGCUGCUUCAGUCACAGAAAGGGCCGUGGAUUAUGAUCCUUCUCUGAAUUGGGAUAUGUAUUUAACUAAUUACAGACUGCAGAAACAAGUCAAUGUGGCAGCUAACACUUCCAACCGACAAGCGGUGCCAAGGCUCAGCGCCGACCCCGGCCAACCUGGCAGCGCUCGCGGUCGCACUUCGAGUGCAGGCACCUCCCCUCCGCGCGGUCCAGGGAGGGGGCGCGAGCCACCGUUGCCAGUCCCCCGGCGCAGGGCGAGGAGAGGCUGUCGUCCGCUCCCACCCAGACCUGGUCGCCAUCUUCCGGCACGUCCUUUCCCGGGCGGGCUCCAGCCCUCGCUCUCGGCCCUUGUCUCUCCUUGGAAGGGGCUUCCCAACGCGCGCAGCUGCUGGCGCUGCGCUUCGUGGGGGUCGCUGGCUGAGUCCAACGCCCAGGCGGGGCAAGGGGUGGGGCCGGAGCGGCGGCAGCUGCGCGGCGGCGCAGUCUUCCCUCGCUCCUCGGAGCGCGCGCCGCCUCUCGCUCCGCCCGCGCGCGAGCCUGGGCGGGGAGGGAGGGGCCAGGAAGCGGCGAGCGCGCCGGGGAGCGCAGCUGCGGGCGUGGGGGUGGCAGGAGCCGCGGAGCCGGCACCGAGAGCGGCUGCGGCCGGAGCGGGCGGCAGAGACAAAGGCGACGAUUACCUGUUAGAGGCCUUGAGUCAAGACAAGAAUUUUUGUACCUUCCUGGUGGUUCAGAAACAAGUUUCUGUAGAGCCAGAAGCAAAGAAAGAAAGACAGUUUGACUUUCUUCAUUGAAUUAUCUGUAUAAGAUACUUG